AUAAAUAAUAUGAUAAAUAAAAUAAUAAAUAAAUUAAACAAUAAAUAAAAUAAUAAGAAAAAUAAAGACAAAAGGAGAAGUAAAUUUAGAUGUUUUUAGUGUUACCUUUCAUUUAGAUAAAUAGGUAAAUAAUUCCGUGUGUAAAUGUAAAUAAAAGAAGAGAAAAUAUUUUUUUCGAAAAAACAUGGAAUAAAGGAAAAAGUUGAUAGGAAAUUUGAAGAGAAGAAAAAAUGUGAUUUUGUAGUGAAAAGUGGGGAAAAAAAGAAAAAUCGAGCACAAUGUCACUGACAGUGAUAUUAAAAAAUUUCCAAGGCUUGAAAAGCAAAGGAGAAAAAUUUGUACGAAUUGAUUUUCGAGAAGCUCCUUAUUAUUCUAAAAGCUUAGAGGAAAAUGCAGACCUAAUUACAGUUGAUCAAAAUUUUACGUGGAAUUUGGGAAGACCUGUUGACGAAAUUGAAAUACUACAUCUUGCUGUUAUAACACGUAAUGUAUUGAGACAAGAAAAAACAAUAGCGAGAUAUGGCUUGGUUUUGCAAACUGUCGUCAAAGAAGGUCGGAUUCUCAUUAGCGAUUCCCUGGUGGAUCUCAAUAACAGACCUCUUCCGACUAUUGUUUGCUUUGAAGUUCGAUAUACUGCCCCAAAUGAAAGUUGUAGUUCUUACGCACCAUCCGAAAUACUAGAGGAUGAACAGCAAAUGUUAAUAGAUGUUGAGCAAAAUAUUGCCAAUUUGGAGAGAAGUUUAGAACAAACAAAUGGCGGUAAAAGAAGAGGAUCAUUGCAACAUGGUGAUAAACCCCAUAAAAAGGGUUUUAUGCAGAGAGGAAUAUCAUUAACAAUAGGAGAAAGUUCAUCAGAAAGAAAGAGAACGUCAGCAUUUAAGAAUGUAAGGUCUCUAAUAAAAUUAGGAAAACAAAGACCACCAAGAGACAGAUCGUCUGAUAGUAAUUCAGAAUCACGUGAACUUCUCGAUAGACAGGAUUCAAGUUGCCCAACAUCCAAUGAACCAUCAAGAACAAAUUCUCUAUCCUCUUUAGAUAUUAAUCCUUCUGAUAAUGAAAGUCAACUCAGUCUAAACAACGAUGAGUCUGAAGAUGUAUACGUGAAACCUGUAAAAAAACCAAAACCCAAGAGCAGUGACACUGGACAGGGGGCAUUAAAAGCACAAGAUUAUCAAGUUUGCAUUACAAUUAUCGAAGCGAGACAAUUAGCAGGCCUUAAUAUGGAUCCCAUUGUGUGUGUUCAAGUUGGAGAUCAACGAAAAUAUACGAGCGUUAAAGAAUCAACGAAUUGUCCUUACUAUAAUGAGUAUUUUGUAUUCGACUUUCAUAUGCCGCCUGUAAUGCUCUUUGACAAGAUCAUCACUCUCUCGGUACAACAAUCACGAAACUUAUUGCGAUCGAAUGUGACACUGGGAAGUUUCAAAUUAGACGUGGCGACAGUGUGGUCUCAACCAGAUCAACAAUUUUAUCACAAGUGGGCAUUAUUGACGGAUCCUGAUGAUAUAACGAGUGGUCCUAAGGGUUAUUUAAAAUGUGAUAUAAGUGUGAUUGGAAAAGGUGACAGUGUAAAAAUUCCACCUAAAAGUGAAAAGGACGAGGAUGAUAUUGAAGGAAAUCUAUUGUUACCCGACGGUGUUCCCAUUGAAAGGCAAAAGGCAAAAUUUAUCGUUAAAAUUUACAGAGCCGAUGGCCUGCCAAAAAUGAACAGUAGCAUUAUGGCAAACGUGAAAAAAGUAUUCACCGGCGAAGUAAAGGAUCUCGUUGAUCCUUAUGUACUUGUUUCAUUCGCAGGAUUAAGUGGCAAGACGUCAGUCAAAAGGCACAGUUACGCUCCGGUUUGGAAUGAACAAAUUGUGUUUACCGAAAUGUUUCCUCCACUUUGUCAGAGAAUUAAAUUUCAAUUAUGUGAUAACGAUCCUUUACACGCUACAGUAAUAGGAACGCAUUUUGUCGAUUUGAAACAAAUCAGUAAUGAUGGUGAGAAGGGAUUUUUACCUACGUUUGGACCUGCGUUUCUUCACAUGUACGGCAGUAUUCGGGAUUAUAGUUUAAUUGAUGAACACUCGACACUUAAUACUGGUUUGGGAGAAGGAAUUUCGUACAGAGCGAGGGUGCUAAUUGCAAUUAGAACUGAAAUUACUGACAAUGUCGAUAUUGCCCCCUGUGAAGUCGAGGUUCAACCGGCCGUUCCUGUCAAUGAAUCGGCUUACGCCAGAAAUGAGGAAUUUUUUCUGUUCGCCAGUAUUAUGGACGCUACAAUGAUUGACAAAAAAUUAGGCGAUAAACCAAUGUAUUUUGAAAUUUCUAUUGGAAAUGCUGGGAAUGCUCUCGAUGGUCAUAAUGAGAGCUCCAAGGUUUGUGAUAUGAGCUCGUCAAUGGGUGGCAGCGGAGACGAAGAAGAAGUGCAACAAGUUGUUACUCGUUCUUGUCAAAGUACUACUCCAUCGAAUAAACCAAUGACCCACGAUAAGAUUUAUUAUUUUCUUCCAUAUUGGGACAAUAAACCGUGCCUUCAUGUUCGAAGUAUUUGGCCCGAUUACAGACGCAGAAUGUACAAUAGCAAUAUUAUCAAUAAAAUUGUAGAUAAACUGGAAGAAGGUCUCUCUGAAGUGCAGGUGCAUAUUGAGGAUUCAACAACUUGCGAGCGUCUCUUGAAAACAGUUUUAGAAGAAUUACACAGCAAUUGCAAUCGAUAUAUCAGUAUCAGUAAGUCGAGUACAACAGGUCCUGGUGUAGGAAAAACAAAACUCGACAAAGAGAGGGCAAAAUUAUGUCAAAUGGAAAUUGAAAAUAUGUCAGUUAUGGCGAGGAAUUUGAAAGCAAUCGUUACGAAAAGUAGCUUUAAAGAAAGAUUAAAAACAGCUCAGACAUAUUUGCAGAAACUCAAAUUUCUCAUUGAUGAUCCUCAAGAUUCACUACCCGACGUUUUUGUCUGGGUUAUAAGUUCAAGAAGACGAGUUGCUUAUCAUCGAAUUCCUGGAAGGGAUUUAAUUUACUCUAUUGUUGACGAAGAAUGCGGAAAAUAUUGUGCCAAGGUUCAAACUAUAUUUUUAAAGCUUCCAGGAAAAAAGAGAUACGGUCCAUCGGGUUGGACGAUUCAGACGAAAUUACAAAUUUACAUGUGGCUUGGAAUAAUGAAACAUAAAAAGUAUUUCAUUCAAGGAUUACCCCAUGGUUAUGAAAUUAGUCACGAAUUGAAGAAUAUUGAAAAACAAAGAGCUCUUCCUCCGUCUGUUAUUCAUUACGCGGAAAGACACAAAUUUCAAUUGAGGGCUCACAUGUAUCAGGCGAGAUCGCUUAUUGGAAGUGACGCUUCCGGUCUUUCGGAUCCAUUUGCACGCGUCAUUUGUGGAGAAUUUUGCAAAUCGACACAAGUUAUUGACGAGACAUUGAGUCCAACUUGGGAUGAACUUUUAGUUUUCGACGAUAUUUUAAUUUUUGGAACUGAAGAGGAAAUAAAAAAAGAUCCACCGUCAAUAGUCAUUGAAAUAUUCGAUCAAGACAAAGUGAGUCAUUUUCUGUCUAUGGACACAAAAACAGUGCAUGAGGGGUCUGCUUUAACAGGAAAAUCGGAAUAUAUUGGCCGUGCAUUGGCACGACCACACGUGAAACUUGCCUUUGAAUCGUACAUACCACCGCAUUUUCCACCGUCUCUCGAAUGGUUCGAGAUAACCCGAGGCGCUGGCCGUGCUGGUGAAUUGUUGGCUGUUUUUGAACUUCUCGAAUAUCCCGCAUCAAAAGAACUCAGCUUUCCAACGCUUCCGGAUGCCAAACCCUUUAGGGAUCAAGAUGUUGGACCAAUGUUACCAGUUCCUCUUGGCAUUCGUCCAACCUUAUCAAAAUAUCGAAUUGAAGUAUUAUUUUGGGGUUUACGAGACUUGAAAAGAAUUCAUUUGCUGACGGUGGACAAGCCAAGAGUGGAUGUUGAAUGUGCUGGUCACAUACUGUAUUCAUCUAUUAUAUCGAACGCAAAGAAGAAUCCGAAUUUUAAUACACCAAUAAAGUUUCUCGAAUUAGAUUUACCGGAGCAGGAACUUUAUCGACCACCACUGACUAUCAGAGCCGUUGAUUGUCGGAGCUUUGGACGUUAUACGCUUGUCGGAACUCAUACAAUUAAUUCCAUUCAUAAAUAUAUGUACACACCGCAUACAAAAAGGGCACGAGAUUUAGAGGAAAGAAAAAAGAGUUUGUUUCAAUUGCAAUGUACUCCAGAUUCAUUUACUACCGAAUUUGAACAUAAUAAUGGCGAUACAACUAUAAUAUUGGGCUGUGAAUUAAUGAAAUGGUCAUCGAAGAAAGACAAAACUGAACAAAAUAUACGAAGAAAGCAGAGUUUAGUUACAGAUGGUAGCGCAGGUGAUUUGGAAUCACUUGACGAUGAUGAUGGCUGUCAAGACUGGUGGACAAAAUAUUUUGCCUCAAUUGAAGCCGUAAUAGAGGAAAAUAAAGAAAUUCGUCGUGAAAAAUCAAUAUUUCCAAAUUCCCGCAACAAUAAUGAGAAUAUACCAAAUUUUUUCGAAGAAGAUUUCACAAACAGUCAAAUGAUUGUGACACACGACAAAAGUCCUGGUGUUCAAUCGACAAAAAAAUUAUUUAGUUUAAAAUCAUCGUCAAAUGCCGCGCGUUUUGUGGCAAAAUUAAGUCCCAAACAUGUAACGCGCAAGAAGCAUUAUAAUAGAAUUGCCCUAUUAAAAAUUUAUCCCAAGGAAUUGGAGGCACAAUUGGAAUUUGAACAUUUCAAAGAAUGGCUACAUUCAUUUGAACUUUAUCGUGGUAAAAAAACAAACGACGAACCCGAAGAUGAAUCACGAAUUGUUGGCAAUUUUAAGGGCGCAUUAAAAGUUUAUAAAUUACCAUUACCAAAAGAUUUAAUCGAUCAUACAAUUAUGGGUUUUGAUCCUCAAGAUGGAUUUUUUCAAGGUUUACCAUCUAACGAACCAAUUCACGUGCUCGUUAGAGUUUAUAUUGUUAAGGCUAAUGAUUUGCAUCCUUCCGAUUUGAAUGGAAAGGCCGAUCCUUACAUUGUCCUUCAACUUGGCGGUAAAAGAAUCAGUGAUAAGGAAAAUUACGUGUCCAAGCAAUUGAAUCCAGUUUUUGGAAAGUGUUUUGAAAUUGAAGCGACUUUUCCUCAGGAUUCAUUAUUGACUGUGCAAAUUUUAGACUGGGAUUUAGUUGGUUCUGAUGAUAUGAUUGGCGAGACAAAAAUUGAUUUGGAAAAUCGAUUUUACAGUAGGCAUCGAGCAGUUUGUGGAAUUCCACGAAGAUACGACGAAUCUGGUUAUAAUAAAUGGCGGGACGCUAUGAAACCGACGCAAAUAUUGUCAAAACUUUGUAAGGAUGCGAAAAUAGAUGGUCCCGUUUAUACUCCAGGACGUGUUUCAAUCGGAAGAAAAACCUUUUCCAUCGCAAAGGAAGAAAUGGAAUUUUAUAUCCACUCCAAGGCUAUGGAAGAACACUUGGCUUUGGCGGUGCUUCAUCAAUGGAACGCGUUUCCUCGAAUUGGAUGCAGUUUAGUUCCCGAGCAUAUUGAAUGCCGUUCGUUAUAUAAUCCCGAGAAACCAGGAAUUGAACAGGGUAAAUUGGAAAUGUGGGUCGACAUGUUUCCAAUGGAUAUGCCUUUGCCAGGCCCACCUCUCGAUAUAUCGCCGAGAAAACCAAAAAGUUAUGAGCUCAGAAUAAUCAUUUGGAACACGGACGAUGUGGUUCUUGAAGAUGAUGCUUUUUUCACUGGUGAAAAAAUGAGCGACAUUUAUGUAAAAGGAUGGUUAAAGGGACCAGAAGAUUGUCAGUCAACGGAUAUUCACUAUCGUUCAUUAACUGGCGAAGGGAAUUUUAAUUGGCGUUUUAUAUUUCCGUUCGAUUAUCUCGUCGCCGAAGAGAAGAUUGUUAUUAAUCGAAAAGAAAGUUUAUUCAGUUGGGAUGAAACUGAAUGCAAGAUUCCAGCUCGUUUGGAAUUACAGGUCUGGGAUUCUGAUCAUUUUUCAUCGGACGAUUUUCUCGGUGCGUUGACACUCGAUUUAAAUCGAUUUCCACGGGGUGCGAAAAACAGUAAAUUAUGUACAUUAAGUAUGUUGAAAAAUGACGGUUCAGUUCCAACUGUUAAUAUAUUUAAGCAAAAAAGAAUUAAAGGCUGGUGGCCGUUUUACGUGAAAAAGGAAAACGACGAAAUGGAAUUAACGGGAAAAGUUGAAGCUGAAAUACAUUUAUUAACGAAAGAAGAAGCUGAAAGAAAUACAGCCGGUUUCGGUAGAAAUGAACCUGAUCCACUUGAUAAACCAAAUCGGCCAGACGCUUCCUUCAUGUGGUUCGUGAAUCCACUGAAAUCAAUAAAAUAUAUCGUUUGGCAUAAUUAUAAAUGGGCCAUAUUGAAAGCAACUUUCGUUAUUGCAUUGAUAAUUUUAAUUAUUCUCUUCUUCUACGCCAUUCCCGGCUACAGCGUAAAAAAGCUCUUAGGUGCCUAAAUUUGGAGAAAGAAAAUCCAACUUCAAAUAUUGUAUACAAAAAAAAAAAAAAUUAAAUAAUCCAAAGAAUUUUAUUGCUCAGCUAAAACUAGAAUAUUUUCACAAAAAUCUAUUAUAUCUUUACAUUGACUUAUUGCAUGACUAUCAAAUUUUAAAAAACUAUAUUUCAAUUUUUAACUAUACAAUAAUUUAUAUUUAAAAGAAAAAUAAGUUAAAAUAUAAAAAAAAUUUAUUAGAAAAAAAUUUCUAAUGUGAUGCACAAAAAUUCUUUUUUAUACACUUCAUUAUAGUUACUACACAUUUAAAGGCCAUAAAUUGCAAAUAUUAGCAGAAGAAAAUCGAUGAUUUUUCUUUUAUAAACUACUGCAUGAAUAAUAAUUUUUAAUAAAACCCAAUUUCGUGCAGUAAAUUAUAAAAAAAAAUUCUCGAUAAAUUUGUAAUUCCUUUUCGUGUAUUUUAAAUGCUUCGUAUAUUAAACGAACAAAUAUUUUACUGUAAUAAUUAUUGUAAUUAUCAAUGAAAAAAAAGAAGAAAUCUAUGUAUUGUAAAUAAGAUCGCGGAAAAUAUCGCAAAAAUAUUUUAUUUAGAAAAAUUAAUCUUCCUUGAAAAAUACAAAAGCUGUGAAGAAAUAGUUAUGAAA
Messenger RNA from Leptopilina heterotoma, 7101 nucleotides. RefSeq names its product otoferlin-like. Gene Ontology annotation, biological process: plasma membrane organization. The record is from RefSeq and is a predicted model, not a curated record. Bases 279 to 6461 code for a protein of 2060 amino acids. Gene Ontology annotation, cellular component: membrane. The transcript is spliced from 28 exons. NCBI's taxonomy places the organism in Eukaryota, Metazoa, Arthropoda, Insecta, Hymenoptera, Figitidae.